ACGCUCUCAUUGAUAACGUUGCGGUAGAGCCAAUUGCACGUAGUAAAUUUUCGUUCGCCGCGAGCUACGUAGUUGGUUGAAAGUGUUAAUUUAACUUAAUUUUUAACUUUAUUUCUGUCGAAUUUUCGUUUUUUCGUAAUACUCGGUGCAAGAUGGCCGCCAUUUCGCAGCUCAUCAAAUCGGCCGUCCGGCCCACGCUGCGGCGCGCCCUGUCCACCAAGGCUGCCCCCGGAACCGUCGAGGGUUCCGCCCUGGGGCCCAGCUUUGCCCUGACCGACGAGCAGACCGAGAUCGUCGACAUGACCAAGAAGUUCGUGCGCGAGGAGAUCAUCCCGGUGGCGGCCCAGUACGACAAAACCGGCGAAUACCCGUGGCCAAUCAUCCGCAAGGCGUGGGAACUGGGCCUGAUGAACAACCACGUGCCGGCCGAGAUCGGUGGCACCGACAUGUCCAUCAUGACCAGCUGCCUGAUCGCGGAGGAGCUGGCCUACGGAUGCACCGGAAUCAUGACCGCCCUGGAGGCGAGUGGUCUCGGACAAACCCCCGUCAUCAUCGCCGGUAACGAAGCGCAGAAGAAAAAGUACCUGGGCCGCUUGCUGGAGGAACCCCUGGUGGCGGCGUACUGCGUCACCGAGCCCGGCGCAGGAUCAGACGUCAACGGAGUGCGAACGCGCGCCGAGAAGAAGGGCGACGAGUGGGUCAUCAACGGGCAGAAGAUGUGGAUCACCAACGGUGGCGUCGCCAACUGGUACUUUGUGCUGGCCCGAACCAACCCGGACCCGAAGUGCCCGGCCUCGAAGGCCUUCACCGGGUUCAUCGUGGAGCGCGAGACUCCUGGGCUGACGCCCGGUCGCAAGGAGCAGAACAUGGGCCAGCGGGCGUCGGAUACGCGUGGAAUCACCUUCGAGGAUGUUCGCGUGCCGAAGGAGAACGUGCUGAUUGGGGAGGGUGCUGGCUUUAAGAUUGCCAUGGGUACGUUCGACAAGACGCGCCCUCCGGUGGCGGCCGGUGCCGUCGGGCUGGCCCAGCGAUGCCUGGACGAGGCCAUGAAGUACGCGCUGGAACGCAAGACGUUCGGCGUUCCGAUUGCGGCCCACCAGGCCGUGUCCUUCAUGCUGGCCGACAUGGCCAUCGGAGUGGAAACGGCCCGCCUGAUCACGAUGAAGUCCGCGUGGGAGGUCGACCAGGGCCGAAGGAAUAGCUACUACGCGUCGAUCGCCAAGUGCUAUGCUGCCGAUAUGGCCAACAAGGUCGCGUCGGACGCGGUACAGGUCUUUGGUGGAAAUGGCUUUAACACUGAGUACCCGGUGGAGAAGCUGAUGCGCGACGCCAAGAUCUACCAGAUCUACGAGGGAACGUCCCAGAUCCAGCGGCUGAUCAUCUCGAGGAAUAUGAUCGAUGCGGCCAAGGGCAAGGCUUAAGCGAGGGUGCUGGGCAGCGUUAAUUCUAAUUAUACUUCUUUUUAGUUUGUUUUGUUUGUAGGGAAAACUGUCGUAAGUGAGGAGGAAACCAUAUUAUAUUUGCAAUAAAGCAUUCAUACCAAUCUAUUUCGUACUAAA
Molecule: messenger RNA, 1559 nt
Organism: Culex pipiens pallens (northern house mosquito)
Lineage: Eukaryota; Metazoa; Arthropoda; Insecta; Diptera; Culicidae
Gene: Mcad
Product: probable medium-chain specific acyl-CoA dehydrogenase, mitochondrial
Exons: 4
Coding region: 153-1421 (422 amino acids)
Biological process (GO): medium-chain fatty acid catabolic process; fatty acid beta-oxidation
Cellular component (GO): mitochondrion
Molecular function (GO): flavin adenine dinucleotide binding; medium-chain fatty acyl-CoA dehydrogenase activity
Source: RefSeq, a predicted model, not a curated record